Molecule: messenger RNA, 3238 nt
Organism: Schistocerca piceifrons (Central American locust)
Lineage: Eukaryota; Metazoa; Arthropoda; Insecta; Orthoptera; Acrididae
Product: general transcription factor 3C polypeptide 3
Exons: 3
Coding region: 114-2858 (914 amino acids)
Biological process (GO): transcription by RNA polymerase III
Cellular component (GO): transcription factor TFIIIC complex
Molecular function (GO): protein binding
Source: RefSeq, a predicted model, not a curated record
GUUGCAAGUGGGAAGGUUUGAAGACGAUACACUGAGUGCGUAUUUACAUUCUCAUCGUAAAUAUUUCGUUAAUAUCCUAGACAACAACCGAUUCACCCGUUUCAGAAACUACAAUGGAUGCUAAAGAGGACACCAGCUCUGGAAGUGUAAAUGCACAACACGAUGCAUCGGACAGUGGCAUCACCACCAUCAUCGCUGUUGAAAACUUGAGCGAAGCCCUGAACAAUGCUGAGAUCAUCGAAUCUUUGAGCUUCUGGGACGAAGGUAGUAGCCCACCACCGAGUAACCUAGUUCCUAUGGUCACAAUGGAUGAAAGUUCGUCCUCUAGCAAUGAUAUGGAACCGAUGGAAUUAGAUGUGCUGGAACGUGACUUGCUGGUAGAUGCUAAAGAGUCAGAGCUAACAAAUCGUUUUCUGAAUGGGGAAUUGACAUUUAGUCAGUACGCGAGUUUGAUGGGCGGCGAUGAGGACGACGAUGGUGACGACGACGAUGUUAUUGACAGUUACAGUACUGUACAAGACCGCCCAGAUGAAUCAAUCCAGCCUAAACCUUCAAGUGCAGCAGUUAAAGAAUUUGAAGAACUAGCAGCCGGGCCUUCACAGAGGCAGAGGAAAUCAACUACAGAAAAGACCAAACGUGUCAGACGGCACCUUCCUCCCGCCCUGAAGGGAUUGAUGGGUGAGGCAAACUUAAGGUACGCUCGAGGUGAUCACGAGAUGGCCAUUAAAAUGUGCCUAGAGAUAAUAAGGCAGGUGCCGACAGCCCCCGAGCCUUUCCACACGCUCGCGGUGUUGUAUGAGGAGAAGGGCUACCCGGAGAAAUCCUUACAGUUUGCACUGAUUGCGGCCCACCUGAACCCAAACGAUGUGGACCAAUGGGUACGCCUAGCUGAAAUCUCUGAAGAGCAGGGCAACCUGAGGCAAGCGGCAACCUGCUACUCCAAGGCCAUUGCAGCUGAUUCGGCCAAUACGGAAGAGCACAUGGUCAGUAUAUACAUGAAACGCUGGGAGCUCCUGGACAAGGUGGGUGAAACGAAGGCUGGCCUCAGGGGCCUCAUCAGGCUGAUGACACUCCUCCGUCACGACCAGGGUCUGGUCCUGUUCCACAUAGCGAAGAUUGUGGCUACAAAGUACCACGAGCGCAAUGAACUGGUCCGUGCGAAGGAAGUUAUGGACAUCGCAUUUUCCAAAAGUCCUCAGUCCGUCACUACGGAAGAUGUCAAUUUGAUGUUGGAACUUCUCUUGAGCCUGCAGCACUACCAGGAAUGCAUCAACAUCCUCGUUCAGUAUUGUGGAGUGGAAGUGGAAGCAAUAUCUGAGAAUCAGGCGUCCGGCCGAGAACCAGUUUUGAAGAUAAUGUCGUGCAAUAUCCCGGAGACACUGGUGAUUGACCUCAAAGUUAAAGUUAUAGUCGUACUAAUCCAUAUGAAAACUUUUCACCUGAUUGACGAGCUGCUGAACUUGCUCCUGAACGGGCAAAGCCCAGAGCAGUCGGGCGAUCUGUACCUUGAUGUAGCCGAGGCCCUGAUGUCGGAAGGCGAGCACCGUGAAGCCCUGCGUCUAUUAGAACCGCUUACAGAGACAGAAAACUACAGCCUGCCCGCGGUGUGGCUGCGGCACGCAGAGUGCUUGAAGCAGUGCGGCCGAACCGAGGAGGCAAUUGCUGCGUACAGGCAGGUGGUCACGCAGGCGCCACAGCACCUGGACGCGCGGCUGACACUUUCGGACCUGCUGAAAGCCGUGGGCCGUGAGGAGGAGGCACUCGUGGUCCUCACACAGGAUGAAGAGUCGGAAGUACUGGAACCGGGACUGCUGUAUGAGCGGUGCUUGCUUCUGAAAGAUGCUGAGGGUAAGACCGAAGAAUUCCUGGCUGUGGGCCAGCUUUUGCUGUCCAGGCACUGGACGCGGAUCAGGAACCGUGAGGAAAUGUACGCACUCACCCGAAUGAGGAGGUUUACAAAGAAACGCGACGCGCUCAGGGAAAUACGUACCAGCCGUGGAGAGCCAUCCCAUGACCCUGAUGCUCCGGACUUCCAUUCUGGCAAAGGAGAACCGUCGGUACAAGAAGAGUGGGCACUCUUCAAAGAAAUGUGCAACACGUGUAUGCGACUUGAGCGGUUCAAUCUCCUGCAGAGACUGACAUUUUCGGCGCUGGGCUCAAAGAAGUUGACAUCCAAGCCAGAAAUGUUGCGGGAGCUCGAGUUCAUGUGCAUGUUGGCCUGCUUCUACAAUGCCGACGCAUACUACGGCUACAAUUUGGCGAGAGAUAAUGUGUUGAGAGACUCCUCCAAACCCAGGAUUUGGAAUUUGUUCAACUUGGUCAUCCAGCGUGCUGAUGACGUGCGUCACAAUAGGUUUCUCAUGAGGCUUCUUGCGAGGCAACCCAACCACGAGGCCCUCACCCUCCUGCAUGCCAACAACUGCCUCGUGGCGGGGACGUACAAGUACGCCCUGAGUGAGUACACCACGGCUUACCGUGCCAGGCCGUCAGCAAUGACUGCGUUCCUUGUCGGAGUGACGCUUAUUCAGGUCGCGUGUCAAAAAUUUUCCGCAAAAAAACAUGCACUUGUCGUCCAGGGGCUGUCAUUUAUGAGUCUGUACAGGAAAUACCGUGGUCAGGAGGGUUUCCAAGAAGUGUCCUACAAUUUAGGUCGAGCUUUCCACCAGUUGGGCCUGUUACCUGCUGCUAUAUUUAACUACCGUAAUGCGCUGGAGAGUAAUGUCUCGCCAUUAAUUGAGCAGUCGCCGAAACGAUUGAACCUUCAAAGAGAAGCGGCAUUCAAUUUGUAUUUAAUUUACCACAGUUCAGGUUCCAGUGAUAUCGCAAGGAGCUACCUUGAAAAGUAUAUUGUUGUCUAAUACUAAGGAUUAUCUUUAAAAUGUUGACAUUCAUAGUAUGUAACUGAAUAUAGAGAAAAAUGAAAAUGAUGGGAGCUGCAGCAACUUGCAAGUUUUACUAUAAACUGGCUGAGUACCCAUUGUUGCUCGGGUAUGUAUUCUAGUCCUGUAAGUCCAUUUCCUCCUUCCCUCUCUGUCCAUCUCCUCAUCCCCCCUCUCUGUGUCCAUCUCCUCUCCCCUCUCUGUCCAUCUCAUCCUCUUUCCUUUCUUUGCCCAUUUCCUACUCCCCUCUAUUUGUACACCUUCUCCUUAUCCUCCUCCCUCUAUCUAGAUCCUUCUUUAGAUAAUGUCUGCAAAAUUUGUAGUUUUGAGGAUGUAAUAAAUUAAAAUGUCAUGCAUGA